AUGAAUUCCCGUAAAUUUUCGAAAUCCGAACUAACUUCAAUGUUUUUCAUAGGAGCAUUCUUUAAGAUAUCCGGUCUCGCGCCUUUUAGAGUAUCCUUUCUGCGAAAGCGAUACCUCGGAAAGCCAAGAAUAAGUUUUCAUCACUCAUGGAAAGGCACAAUUUGCAAUAUCGUUUUAUUACUUCCUAUGGUCGUAGAAUUAGUAACCGGCAUUGUAAAGUUUAAAAUAUACUCACAGAAAGGAUUGUUAGGAUUGUGGAUUUCCCUCGCUAUUCUAUGGGUGAUUCCUGUAAUUUUGCUGUACUUUUGUUUCAACCAACAGAAAUCAAUUGAAAUACUCGGCAAACUAGUAGAAAUAGAAUACGACUUGACUGACAGAUUCAACCGUUCUGUUUCGCGGAAGCACAAGAACCUCAAUUACGAAAUUUCAUUGUUCAUUCCGCAAAUAUUGUUUUUAGUGAUUCAUACCACAUAUAUUAUCAUUAAAUUCAGAAGUUACGGGUUGUUUGUAAUCAUAAUUUCGGGUUUUAUAAUCAAUAAUUUAUUUCUCUUGUACGCUCUGCUUAUCAAUUUCAUAACCAAACGAUACGAUUUCAUCAACGAGAUGCUUCUGACUUUGAUUUUUAGGGAUCAAAAAACUGAUCUAACUUUUUUGACAAGUUCUUCACAGAAUGAAAUGACUCUCAAAACUCUAAUUUUGAUCAGAAAACUGCAACGCAAGUUGUAUCAAGUGUGUAAAGAUGUGUCCAAUUUUUUUUCUUGGCCAAUUUUGUUAGUCGUUAUAUUGUUUUGUGUGAGGUUAAUUUUUUAUUCAUUCAGUUUUGCGAAAAGACUGUUUAUCUGUCCCAAGGAAAUCAAUCUUAUGACACUGAUUAGCGAACCUGUAACUUUGGCGAAAGAAAUAUUUGUUAUUCUUGUUUUGGCGCAUCAUAUGAGUCAAUUCACGUUCGAGAUCCAGAAAACAGGGGACAUUAUUUACAAAAUCAUGGACGUUUACUCUAUGCACGGGGGGAUACAAUCUGAGUUGGAACAGUUUUCGAUUGAAAUUCUGCACAGAAGGAUACCAAAUUCUAUCUUUGGGCUUUUUACGAUAGAUGGUUCACUAGUAACUUCG
This is a messenger RNA of Cotesia congregata, 1113 nucleotides long. Lineage: Eukaryota; Metazoa; Arthropoda; Insecta; Hymenoptera; Braconidae. The record is from the annotation of a GenBank genome assembly.